AGACGGAGAGUUCAAUGUCUAAAAAAACCCAACCUACCUCCUCAGCUCAGGCUUUUAGAGAGAGAAAGAGGGAGAAAGAGGAGAGAGAGUGAGUCAGUAAUAGAGCUUUGUUUGGGAUAAGACUCUCUCUCUCUCUCCAAAACCAAAGAUGGCCUCUUCCACUCCCACUCCUCACUGUUCUCUCACCACCACAAAGCCCUAUCAAAACCACCACUUCCACCACCACCACCACCACCAAAACCUCCCAAACCACCACCACAACCACCGCCAAACCCACCACCACUGGACCUCCCAAAAGGUCGUCUCCCUAACCACCCCCUCGCCGCCGCCAACAGCUCGAAAUGCCGCCAAACCUCCUCCCGUCCCCGCCACCACCUCCAAAAAGCCUAAUUUCUCUUCUCUCGCCUCCCUCCCUUCAAAAUCGGAGCUUUCCUCCGAUUUCUCAGGCCGAAGAUCAACCCGAUUCGUCUCCAAAAUGCAUUUCGGCCGCCAAAAGACCUCAAUUGCGAGCCGACACACUUCGACUGCCGAAGAAGCUCUGCAACAAGCGAUUCGAUACAGUGGCGGCGAUGAUAACAGGCAUAUAGAUAGCUUGUUGCGUAAUUUCGAAUCGAGGCUUUGUGGUACCGAUGACUACACGUUCUUGCUUCGAGAGCUUGGUAAUCGGGGCGAGUAUUCGAUGGCGAUUCGGUGUUUUGAAUUCGCCGUGCAACGAGAGAGAAGGCGAAACGAGCAGGGUAAGCUUGCGAGUGCUAUGAUUAGUGUUCUUGGCAGAUUGGGGAAAGUUGAUUUGGCAAAGAAAGUGUUCGAUACAGCGGUUAAAGAGGGGUAUGGGAACACAGUCUAUGCUUAUUCGGCUUUAAUUAGUGCUUAUGCGAAGAGUGGCUUUUGUGAUGAAGCCAUUAAGGUCUUUGAAACCAUGAAAACUUGUGGUUUGAAGCCCAAUUUGGUGACCUACAAUGCGUUAAUUGAUGCUUGUGGAAAAGGGGGUGCAGAUUUCACACGGGCAUCUGUGAUUUUCGAUGAAAUGUUAAGAAAUGGGGUGCAGCCUGAUCGAAUUACGUUUAAUUCGCUUCUUGCUGUUUGUAGUGGUGCAGGUUUGUGGGAGACUGGGAGGAACUUGUUUGGUGAGAUGGUUUAUAGAGGGAUUGAUCAGGAUAUUUAUACUUACAAUACUCUUCUCGAUGCUGCUUGCAAUGGUGGGCACAUGGAUGCAGCUUUUGAUAUAAUGUCGGAGAUGAUCACGAAGAACAUAUUGCCUAAUGAGGUAACUUAUAGUAUUAUGAUUCGCGGGUCUGCCAAGGCGGGUAGAUUAGAUAAAGCAUUGAGUUUGUUUAAUGAGAUGAAGUUUGCCGGUAUUAAUUUGGAUAGAGUUUCUUACAAUACUUUGCUCGCUAUUUAUGCUAGUCUUGGUAGGUUUGAGGAGGCUUUGAGUGUUGGGGAUGAGAUGGGGAGUAUGGGAAUUAAGAAAGAUGUAGUCACUUAUAAUGCACUUUUGGAUGGGUAUGGGAAACAAGGGAAGUAUGAUAAAGUUAAAGCACUGUUUGAAGAGAUGAAAGCAGAGCGUCUUUCGCCUAAUUUAUUGACUUACUCAACUUUGAUCAGUGUUUACUCAAAAGGUGGUUUGUAUCAAGAGGCAAUGGAGGUCUAUAAAGAGUUCAGGCAAGAAGGGUUGAAAGCGGAUGUUGUGUUUUAUAGCAAACUCAUUGAUGCAUUGUGUAAAAAGGGGUUAGUCGAGUCAUCUGUGUUAUUGCUUGAUGAGAUGACCGAGAGAGGGAUUCAACCAAAUGUAGUCACUUACAAUUCUAUAAUUAAUGCCUUUGGUCAGUCAGCAAUUGGAGAAUAUGCAGAGGAUGAGUCACAGGUUGAAUCUUCACAGUCAAUGGUUCUUCGGGAUGCCUUUCAGAGCAAGGUUGAAUAUGCAGAGGAUGACAGGAUCAUAAAGAUUUUUGAGGAGUUGGCUACUGAAAAUUCAUAUCAUUCAAAGAAUGAUCACAGGGGCAGACAGGAGAUUUUGUGUGUCUUGGGGGUUUUUCAAAAGAUGCACGAACUGAAAAUAAAACCUAAUGUUGUCACCUUUUCGGCAAUUUUGAAUGCUUGCAGCCGUUGUAAUUCAUUUGAAGAAGCUUCAUUGUUAUUGGAGGAACUUCGUUUAUUUGAUAAUCAAGUCUAUGGUGUGGCACAUGGACUUCUCAUGGGCCAUAGGGAUAAUGUAUGGAUGCAUGCUCUCUCUCUUUUUAAUGAGGUGAAGCAUAUGGACUCUUCAACGUCAUCUGCAUUUUACAAUGCGUUGACUGACAUGCUAUGGCACUUUGGGCAGAGACGAGGGGCCCAACUGGUGGUGCUUGAAGGGAAACGACGUCAUGUCUGGGAAAACAUAUGGUCUGAUUCUUGCUUAGAUCUGCAUCUGAUGUCUUCUGGUGCUGCACGCGCAAUGGUUCAUGCCUGGCUGCUCAAUAUACGCUCUAUUGUGUUCGAAGGUCAUGAGUUGCCAAAACUACUAAGCAUUUUAACAGGGUGGGGCAAACACAGCAAAGUAGUUGGUGAUGGCACGUUAAAGCGAGCAAUCGAGACACUUCUUACUGGCAUGGGUGCACCGUUUCGGGUUGCCCAGUGUAAUAUUGGGCGGUUUAUAGCAACUGGAGCUCUAGUGGCGGCCUGGUUGAAAGAAUCAGGGACGAUGAAAGUCCUCAUUCUUCAGGAUGACAGAAAUCAAACUGAAACUGCAAGAUUGGAGCAUAUUCCUGAAUUGCAAACAAUCCCCUUGUAGUAGGUUGUAUUUCUAUGUGGGUUUUUUUGUCUCUUUUUUUUAAAAAAAGGUCUUUGCUUCCAACGUUUGUAUUCUGUGUAAUUAAGUGAUCCGAAAAUCUACUCUCUCUCUCUCUCUUGUAAAACUCGCAAAUGUAUCUUUGCAGCUUCUUCAGUGAAAGCAAACAGUUUUUCCUCUCCUCGGUUUUACUGCAAAUUGUAACUGAAUGUAUAAGAAACCAAUGAGUUUAGCAGGAAGUACAAUAACCAUACUUUCAGGAGUUAA
This is a messenger RNA of Camellia sinensis, 3034 nucleotides long. Its product is annotated as pentatricopeptide repeat-containing protein GUN1, chloroplastic. The record is from RefSeq and is a predicted model, not a curated record. NCBI's taxonomy places the organism in Eukaryota, Viridiplantae, Streptophyta, Magnoliopsida, Ericales, Theaceae. Gene Ontology annotation, molecular function: protein binding.